UGAGAGCCCAAGAUGGCAGCGAAAUCCGAUGGCGUGGGGGUCGUCGCCGGUUUCGCCCAGCUGCGCGAGCAGGACGACGCGGCGGGGUCCGGCGGGGAGGACGAGGAGCCCGCGGACAGCGCGGCCAUACACAUGUGCCACUGCUGCAACUCCUCGUCGUGCUACUGGGGCUGCCGGAGCGCGUGCCUCUCGGCGCGCGGCAGGCGGAGGAGAGGCGCGCGCCCGCGGCCCGGGGAGGAGCGCCUGUGGCUGGACUGCCUGUGGAUCGUGCUGGCCCUGCUGGUCUUUUUUGGCGACGUGGGCACGGACGUGUGGCUGGCCGUCGACUACUACUCGCGCCGGGACUACCUGUGGUGCGGGCUCACGCUGUUCUUCGUGCUCGUGCCCUCGGUGCUCGUGCAAAUCCUCAGCUUCAGGUGGUUCGUGCAGGACUACACGGGUGAAGGGCUCGGGGCGGUGGAGGGGCUCAGCCGGCGGGCGGGCGUGCACGGCCGGGACCGCUGGUGCCACGUCGCCGUGUGGGUCUGGCAGGCUGCGGUGCACCUUCUGCAGCUGGGGCAAGUGUGGAGGUACAUCCGAACUAUGUACCUGGGCAUCCAGAGCCGGCGUCAGACAGAACACAGGCGGCGUUUCUAUUGGGCCAUGAUGUACGAGUAUGCUGACGUCAACAUGCUUCGGCUGCUGGAGACCUUCUUGGAGAGCGCCCCUCAACUGGUGCUACAACUCUGCAUAAUGAUCCAGAAGAACCGGGCCGAGACGUUGCAGUGCAUGUCCUUAUUAGCAUCACUGCUGUCCUUGUCCUGGGUGUUAGCCUCCUACCAUAAGCUCCUGAGAGACUCCAGAGAUGACAAGAAGAGCAUGAGCUAUCGAGGUGCUCUUAUCCACAUCUUUUGGAGGCUCUUCACUAUUUCUUCACGGGUGCUCUCCUUUGCUCUCUUCGCUUCCAUCUUCCACAUCUACUUCGGCAUUUUCGUGGUGAUGCACUGGUGUGCCAUGGCCUUCUGGAUUGUGCACGGAGGUACAGAUUUCUGCAUGUCCAAAUGGGAAGAGGUGCUGUUUAACAUGGUGGUUGGCAUUGUCUACAUCUUCUGCUGGUUUAAUGUGAAGGAAGGCAGGACUCGCUACCGCAUGAUGAUCUAUUACUUUGUGGUGCUGGCUGAGAAUACGGUGCUCACCUGCCUGUGGUACGCAUACAGAGACCCGGCCACAACAGACUCGUAUGCGGUACCGGUGCUCUGUGGAGUCUACCUAAGUUUUGCCUCAGGGGUGGUCUUCAUGGGCAUCUACUAUGGAGUCCUUCACCCCAUGGGUCCUAGGUUAAGGGUACUGGCCAGCUCCUGCUGUGCCGAGCUCCUAUGGGGCCUCCCCUUACCCCCAGAGGCCGAGCCCAUGGCCCCUACUCCUGGUCCCCGAGCGUCACAGCCAACACCCACCAGGAUCUCCACAGGGUUUUACGACGAGCAGGAUGACUCUGCGGGAGAAACCUGCCUUCCCGUGUUUCAGGUGCGCUCUCCCGAGCCCACCACGCCAUCGGGCCGCUACCGGUCAGAAGGGCCUCUCAUCAAGAUCGACAUGCCCAGAAAACGCUACCCAGCCUGGGACGCCCACUUUGUGGACAGGCGCCUGAGAAGGACUAUAAACAUCCUGCAGUUCAUCACCCCCGCGGCUGUAGGAAUCAGGUACAGGGACGGACCGCUGCUCUACGAGCUCCUGCAGUACGAGUCCUCCCUGUGACGACACGUUCUCUCUUCCAUCUCCUCAUUUCUCUGUCCUUCUCUUUAUCCACACACAAUCCAUUCUUCCUUUGUUUUUCUUAAACUUUUGUUUUUUUUUUUGGCAAAAAAUACUUUGCCACAUUUUGGCAAAAAAGUUGUUUUUUAUAUGUGUAAUUAAUGUCAAUGAAUACUUUUCAAAAUGUGAAGAACAAAACUUGAUCAAAAUUGUUAUAUGUAUAUGUUUUGUUUUGUUUACAAACUAUAUGUAUUUAUUUGUACAUAAACCUUUUUUUGAUAGUCCGUUAAAGAAAAAUAUAUAUAGACUUCCCCUCAUAGUGUUUACAGCUAACUAAAAAGAAACCAUUACACUGGAAAAAUGGAGGUAGAACAACCAUGUCAGCACUGCCUUUUGAUUAUUAUCAUUAUUAUUAUUAUUAUUAUUUUCAAUCUUUUUUGCAAUGUACCUCGGAUCACCUUUAGUCGUCUUCCUCCAUACCUGUUCUAGUUAUGAAAUGGCUUGUCUAUGUUCUGAAGGACCAAUAGACCUAAAGUUUUGAGUUUAGCAUAGACUUACACUGACCUCUACAGGCCAAACAAAAGCUGACAACCAUUCAGUCUGAUUACGGCAUUCAUUGGCUGAUUGCCUUAAAGCUACCUUAAAUAGAAAUGUUUAAGAAACGACACACGAAAAGAUUUCUCGUGUUUUCUCGUGAAAGAGAAUAGAGAAUACCUCAUUGACUCACUAUAGCACAGCUUAUAUUUAAAGCUAAUGAAGCCCAUUUUGCACAGUAUGUCUGUAUUAUAAUAUCUUAUACUUAUGCCAUAUAAUAUCUAUAUACAUAUAUCUACAUUGUGAUUACAUUGUAUAGUGAGUGUUGAACAGUAAGGCUUUGAAUGAUGCUCUGAGGUGCAGCAUUGCAGGUACUUUUAUUGUGGCCGGUUCAAAUAGGAUAGGAUACUUCAAAGCAUUGUAAUCUGUAAUUUCUCCUGUUGGGCUGUUUGUCCAUAUUUUUGCGAUGUUUUGAUAAUAUAAAAGCACACGAAAGCCCUUCUAAAGGCAGUGUUGUGAGAAUGGUCACGUAGUUCUCCUCCAUUGUUCCUAGAUUUGUAUAAACAUCUGAACAUCUCCCUAUGGAUGCAUUUACAUUGUUUUUAUCGCCAUCUUUUCUCUUCCCUAUUUGGACAUUUAAACCAGAAUUCCAAGUAAUAAACGUAUAAACUCAUGAGGUGCAAAAGUUAGUCGCUGAUUCCAUAUGGCAAUAUGGAAUCAUGGUGCAUAUACAGUAUAUAUAUAUUUUUUUCACUGUAGGAUUUUUUUUUCAACCUUUGCUUUUAUCCAAGGUAUAACAAAAAGCUGAUGGAGUUAGACGUAAUCUUUGCCUGAAUAUACCUGAUUGGUUUUCCGCAGAGUGAAAGACCACGGCAGUGCUUCACCGCAGGACUUUCCUGACUGGCUCUGAGAAGAGGACGCCUUCCCACGGCACACAGGGCUUGCUGCCAUCAGCAGAACUAUACAAAGCCAAAUCACAUCCUCUACUGUAAUCUACUGUAAUUCUCUCUGCCACUGGUGCACCCAGCCACCUGUUAAAAAAAAAAGAAAAGACUUCUAAUCACAGAUAGGUGCUUGCAGUGCUAGUCUUUUUAAUUGGCUAGGCAGUUAAUUGGAUAAUUGGUGCUACAUUUUUAAAGUAACUCUACCUUUAGGUAAACUAUACAAGUACACAGGGCUUGGUAAGAUUAUGAAUUGUCUUUCACUUGCUCUCAGACCAUCCUUAUAUUCAUUUUAGAAAAGAAGGACAUAAUGAUAGUUCAGAUCAUACACUCGCUGACCUAUCAACUGAAACACUCUUCAGGGCUGGCUUGGUGCACCAUAUUUAGGAGAUCACUGCUGUCUUUGACUCCAUUGUGCCUGCUAAGAUCCUAACAACCAGAGGCCAUGCAGGUGCGUCCAAUGAGGUGAAGGGUUCUUGCCAGGGUUGGAAAGGAGCUUGAUGAACAGCUUAUGAGGGUUUUACAUUACCAGUGAGGGUGCUGAGUUACUGGAUGGACAGUUACACUCUUGGAAAUAAAUGAUGCUUCAAAUGAUUUGUUGAACAAUGCCAUAGAACAAUGGUUUUCAACUAGUGGGCAGCGACUCCCCAGUGUGCCACAGGGGUAUGGCUUGAAACCAUUGGCCAAAAAUGUAAUUUUUCCUUAGUGUUUUAGAUUUUAGAUAGAUUAGCAAUCAAGUUACAUUAAUUUUAGCAUAAGUUUAAGUCUGAAUGAAACUGUUUUGUCUUAUUAUAUUAACUUUACCCAUCACGGAUAAAUGGUUAGAAACUUGGUCUUCCAGACUGAAAGAUGCAAAUUGGAGGCAAUUCAAGCAUUUACAAAUUCACAGUUUCGCACUUGUGUUUCAUUAAUUUUUAUGGGUUACAUUAAUUGUUGUGCUGUACUUAUGUAAGAUUUAAAAAUUUGCAAAAGGUUUGGGAACCCCUACUAUUGAAGCACCAUCCAUACAUCCAUCAACAUUCGUACCUGCUUUUUCUGGAGCCUACUCUGAACCAUCAGUAAACCUUUUUUUAUCAGAUGAAGGUUCUUUAUACUCACAGAUCUCAAUUAUAAGCAACAUUCCUCAUGGAACUGAAAGCAGUUAUUCUGUGGCAUAGCUCAAGAAACCAUAUGACGCAUCUUUAUUUUUAAUAGUUUAAUAGGUGGAUGGAUUUGAACCGGGUGUGAUAUGGUAAUGGGAACUCGUACAAGCUGAACCUCCAGGCUCCUUCCCUGGUUGCUGCUAGCCCUUCCCUUAUAUUAAUGUAUGGCUCAGGUGUAUUCUGGUGCAGAUACUCUUGUUGUAGAUUUUCCUUCACUGCAAAAUCUUCUUGGGUUCUUUUCAAAUGUGACAUAAGUUACAAGUGCAUGCAUUUACAAUCAAGUACCUCGGAAUUUGUAUUAAAUGCCGAAGCUCAGCUUAAUAUUAUACUGAAAUGAGGUCUUACCAUUUCACUUAAUGUAUUCUGCAUCCACUGUAUUCUGGUUCACUGUUGUUUGCUGGAGAACAUCCCAUGUUAUCCUAAAAUGUAGUUUUUUUUUUUAAGACAGCGUCUUGUUUUGCCAAAAAUCUGUUAGCUGCUAGAUUUGUCCUUUGGAGCAUCUACCCUCCACUAGGUGCUACAAUACACUGUGAUCAGUUUUCCCUUCAUCACCAAAACCUCCUCAAGUUCUUACCAUUUUAUAGCGCACAAUGCCAGUUUGAUUGAUUUAAUUGGUUUAAUUGUUGGUGUUCUAAUAAAAAAUAAUUGAUAAUUGCAGUUGGUUAAUUAAGACACGUGCAAUAUCCUCUCCAGCUUCCAAUGUGGCAAUGAGGAUUACGACCGCGUUCGAAUAAGACUGUUUAAAGAAAGCUCUGAGUUUUGUAUUCACCAUUAUUUUGUGUACUCAGGCAUUCCUUUCUAUGAAUUUUUAUUUUUAUAUUUUCACUGAUUCUGCAUGUUCUGGGCUUCCUUGACAAUGUGGUGUAAAAUGGCAGAUGCGAAAAUGCAUUGAAAAGCACUGAUAAGUUCGUUCAGCUGUACAGUGCUGUGCAAGCUGUGGGGCUUAAUCAUUCGCCUGCAAGCAGCUGCUUGAUUUUGAUAACAGUGUAUGUAGAAUUCUACGUCCCUCAUGCAGAAAUCCCAGAAAUGUUUCAUGUCUUUUAAUAAUACACCGUUCAUUAUUUUACUCUGUGGUGCCUUUUAUAUUGUCGGUGCUUAAUACCGCCAAGGCAACCAUUUCAGCAAACAACAAUGCCAGUAUUGUACAUAAUCUGUUUUUUUAUGUUUGUUUGUUUCUGUUUGUAUUGUUUGUUUGAUGUUAUUUUCAGGUGCCAAUGCAGUAUAGGACUACUGUUCAUGUGUAUCAUACCAUUGCAGCAUACGGUUGAGUAUACAUUCCAGUGUUAUAGUGGAUUGGUGGAGGGGGAGCUUAGAAGAUGAGGCUGCACAGCCUUUGCACAACCCACCAUAACUGUUCUCAAAGUGUUACAGGUUGAAGGUACAGCAAUACUAGAUAUCAGUGGCAUUGCAGAUUCACCUACUUGCAUUAUUACUCCAGAUACGCUGAGUAACAACAUAUUUCUACUUGAGAUGUCCAGUAUUGCUCUACUGGUGAACAUUUGGGAACAAAAUCCUCAAGGUGCUAAAGCUGAACCUCCUUUGUAUAUUAGACUUUAUAAAUAUGUAAAUACAACAUCCUGUAAAGCCUUACUGUACAUUAUCUUAUCUACGAUUGUUCAUUGUAAACAAAAAAAAAAAAACAGCAACAUGAACAGCAAUGAUUUGUAAAUAGUGUAGUACAGAGUUACAGUUAUGUAUAGAAAUAUGACCUUUUUAUUCACUUAGUGUUUUCCUCAUUUGUUGGAGAUUGCAUUGAUAUUGACGAUGAUCAUGAACAUGGACACGAGAUUGUUGUUUAUGUACAGAAUGUCUCUGGAACCACCGUAAUGCUACAGUGUAGCAGUCAGAAUACAGAAUACUCUUUUUCAUUCAUUUCUUUGCUUUUCGUUCAACAAACUUAUCAAACAAAAAAAAAACUUUUUGCAGUGUAGGUUGAGAAAUUAUCUUAAUAAAGGAGAAUUGAAUUGAAACAAAAUGAGCUCAUCCCAGAGUUCUUAUUCAGAUGUGACCCUUACAAAAAAUGGCCUAAAAAACCUUUAGAGAACAGGCACGCAUGAGAUAAUACAUAUUUUUACAUAUAUUGUGGUGAUUAAUUGGUUUUGUCAAAUGUUAACAUAUAUCUGCACGUGUAAAGAGGAAAUAUACUAUUGCAAAACCAACAAUAAAACCUGUUUCCAAUCCAUAAACAUCAAAGAUUAGGACGCAGUUCUACUUUAAUGCAAACACACAACUCAAAUCUAUGCAAUCUAUAAAUACUACAGAUAUAUAAUUAGCAUUAAACAUACAGUAUGUAUAUUGUGUCAAUUGUUACACCCAUUAUCUUUCUAAGCGUAAAUUCCACUGUCUGUUAGGUUGACAAAGGGUUGGUUUUCCAGUCUCAGUCUUAGCCUUUCACAGCAUUUUAAAUAGAGAUUUCCCAUUGAAUGAAAAAAUUGAAAACUGCCUCCUAAUCCCUAGCGAGCAGUUUAGCAUUAACAUAAGCACAAUAGUUGGAAAAUAGUGUAGACAGGACUGUUUUGUUAAUCGUUAGGGAAAUUAAUAUAACAUCAGUUUUAUGAUGGUUUAUUUACACCUGGCCACUUUGUGUGAUUUUAGCCACAUUGCACAGUAAAAUGGCAGUAAAAUUUUUACUUGGCUGUAAAAUGCGUCGUCUCCGGUUACACUGAAGUAUGAUUCUCUCAUUGUGUGACAGUGACCGGUGUUUCUGUUGACUGGGAGAGAUUCUGAUUGUUCAAGGUAAUGCGUUUACACUGCUAUAACAUGUAUUCCAACUUUAUCUCAGAUACCUCCUGAAGGGGUUCAAGUGAUUUGAUUUCUAUCAGAUUUCUGUCUGUUUUAAAUGCAUCAUGUAUGUGUUUACACUUAUCCAGAUAUUAUCCUGAUACUCACGACUGAUGGAUUGGUCAGGUGUAAAUAGGUUUUAAUCCAUUUGCUUGAGUUUAGUUGGUUUAGUUUUUCGGUAUUUCUUAUUCUGUUAUUAUUUCUAUAUUCUGUUAAAUUUAUGUACAUGUCUACAAAUGUUCACAGAGUUUCAGAGAACACUCACACAUUGUAUUACCUCUAAACUUCUCCUUCUACACUGUUCUGAGACGAUGUUUCAUUUGACAGGUUGUACAGAUAAUAAAUGGAUUUAUAUUUUUAUUUGGAUUAUUUAAUGAGUUUGAGUUUACUUUGUUGUUUUUUUUUUGUUUUUGAUAAAAACAAGUAUCAGUGUGUUGUUUUCACUGUCAUUAUGUGUUUAUUAUGUGUCAGAAUGUAUUUGAAUGGGUUUAUAAUAUUACAGUAACAGUCCUCACAUUUGUGCUUGAGAAUGUAACUGCUAAAGGCUUUGAGGAUUUAUAUGAAUGUUACUGUUAGAGUCAGACAGCUAUAUAUAAGUAGCCAGUUAUAAACCAAAGUUUUGGAAACUACCCUCUGAAUCUCACGUAUGGAUUAUAAUAUCGUAGAUGUUGCCCUUCAGUUUGUAUCAAUUUCUCAGAUGGGCUGUGUUGCAUUAUGGGGGCUUCACCUUGUUGGUUGUAACUGGGUUUUCUAUAAAAGCACAAUAACAUAUUUUUUGGUAUCCAAACAAUGCAAUAUGAUCACAUACUCUAUUCUGGUUUUGACACCAGUUGCGUUCAAGUUCAAGAAUGUCUCACCACGUCUUACUCUGCAUAUAAAUGAUAACAUUAAAAAUGCAAACACUGUACAAAAUGUAUUAUGUAUGAUGUAUAAAAAUAUUAUAUAUUUGUUUAGUUUUUCUGGUAAAAUCUAUAUUUUGCCAGUGCUACAAUAAAAAAAGAUGGUAACCUUAUUGUACAUUCAAUAUCCUAUAUUUAUGAUGUACCGUGAAGCUCUAUUUAUGUACUGUUUGUUCAGCUUUUUAGGGGCAUAGUGACAUCACUGUUUUAAUGUCACUACUGUCCAACUAUUUUUGCUCAACCCAGCAUGUUGAACUGUGGACAUGCCUAGAUCCGGUAAUAGCAGUGUUUUUUAGAGAGCAAAUGAUAUGCUGACUAUUAUUAUUUUCAGUUUGUUUUGUUUUAAUUUAAGAUAAAACUCACAAUCCAUAAUUUUAGCACACAGUGACACAAAGUUAUGAUAUAAAAACAAUAACUGACCAUGUUAUGGUUCUUUAAGGGCUAUCAGAUAGCUAGACUACAUGUAAUUCAAGUGUUUUUAGUGGCAACCAAAAGUAUAUUAUUCAGUAAAUAAAAAAGUACAUUUGCUCUUGUGGAGCAAUAACAAAUAAUAGUGGCACAACAAGGUGAUUCCCCCUUGCGUUCACGGCAGAUACUUAAUCUACACAAAAAAUGCAGUUUUAUUCUGUUUUUCAUAUAUUAAGGAGAUUGUCUCACACUUACUUUUGUGAAAGUUUAAAGCAGCUUAAAUUAUGUAUAUUGUGCUUGAUUAAAAUUUUUCUCAUUGGUUUUUAGAAAUUGACAUGAGGUUCCCAUUUCUAUCAGGUUUGUAGAUUGUAACUUCAGAGCAUAAAGAUGUUUAGAGUGGAAUGUGUAAAAUCUAUUAGAGCUGAAGAAGAAUUAAUGUUUUCAUCUAAUAUAGAUAUUCCAUUGUGUUACCUUUAUAUUUUACAAUUUAGCAUUUUGAGAAAUACAUUGUACACACAGUGUCUAAAAAAGCUAUUAUUAGAAUAAACCCAAAAAGCACAUGGUAAUUUGAUGUGUGAAUGUAUGUGUUAGCCUAGCCCUUUCCAAAGCUGUCCCCUAUAAAAGCCAAUAUAUAUCACCAUUAUAAUUUUUUUUAACAAUGGUGAUAUGAUUUCCAAACACAUUUCUGAUUCUGACUGAUGUUUAUUGUUCAGUUUGAUAUCAGAAUUAUAUUGUAUUGACUGAAAUUAUAUUUCGGCCAUAUUGCCCAAACACCCAUUAAGGAAAAUUGUGGAUACAUAAGAAAGAAAACUUUUUGCCAAAAGAUUAAAUACCCAAAGAGGUUCAUUAGUUUAUUUGGAACCAUUUUGGAAGUACAAACUGAUGUUGCACAGCACUUCAAGGGUCUAGGGUCCCACUAGUGAAGAAAAACUUUACAAGUUCUCUCAUCAGCUUUGGCUCAUUUAGAGUAAAUCAGAUCUUGUGGUCAUUAAUAAUUUACCUGUAUGUGUUUUUGUGUGUGAAACUGAAUGUUUAAGUUUAGUGUAAAGAACUGUAGUUAAUAUUACAUUGUUAAAUGCAGGAGAGUAUGCUUGUGUUGGGGAGGGUAUUUAUGAUGCCCAGUGAUUUAUGCUUAUUCUGUAUUUAGUCUUUUUUUACAUUAUACACUGGUCACAUUUACACAGCACUAUUUGCUAAUUCUCAGGUUUUCUCUUAUUUUUGUAUUUAUUUAUUUGUUUGUUUGUUUGUUUGUUUAUUCAUGAUUUGUUCUGGAUCUGUAUUAUUAUCAGUAAUAAUAAACAAUGUUGUUCAAAUAAUUCAGUACCACUAAUAAUACUAAACUUAUGAGUUAUGUUUUUUUUUUUAUUUUCUUAUUUUUAUUUUGGGUUGGAAUGUGAAUGUAAUUUUUCACCAGUGCGUUUGUCAGAAUGUUCUCAUACUUGAAAAGCUAUAUUGUUUAGCGUUGUGUUAUCUAGCUGGGAUUUUUAUUUUUAACAUUUCAUCUUAUUUUGGAGAAAUAUAUAGACUGUGUUGCUGUUAAUUAGUGAUACCUAAUUAAGUUAAAUGUCAAACAGUUUUUAUUUUUUAUUUGUUUGUUUUUUUAAGGAUGGUGUGAUGUGCUGUCCGACACCUGUUUGGAAUCUGAAAAUGUAUAUUCUGUAUUAGCUCUCUGACAGACGCAGAUCAGAUGUAUCUUUGUUAUAAAUGAAUUGUAUGUUUUGGUAGCUUUCGAGAUUCACUUAAAAUGACUUUAGACUAACUGAAGUUGUCUGUGUAGUUUUGCAUGGGUAUAGCGUACUUGGUGCAUUGAGGAAUACUAAAGUUUGAGAUUCAGGGCUUUUGUUAAAGUUUAAUUUUUAAUUUGGUGUUGGUCGGUUGUGUGUGACUUUGUGUGAAGUUACGAUUUUACGGUCCUUUGGUACCUUUAACUGUGAGGCUCUUGUUCUGAUUCCUCAAGGCAAGAUAAUAGUUUGCAUGAGAGUAGCUGUCUGACGUUCUGAGGCGCCUCUGAAGUGAUCACCAGCAAGAGCUCUACCUGAAUCACUGGCUUACUGAUUUCUAUUUUCAAUCAAAGUAUUUUACUCUAUAUGCGUGAGGAGAUGAUCAGUUGACCAGGUUUCGCUUAAGGGCACUGGAUGGUAAUCUUAUAUUUUUACUUACAUUAUAUCAGUAUUUUUACAAUUACUCAACCGCACCCUACCACUGUACUUCACUGGAUAUAAAUCGGCCACGGGAUAGAGGAGGAACGGUUGAUUAUAGACAGUGAUAUAAAACCACGACUCAGAAUGCAGAUACUUUAGACUUGCUAUUUAUGUUGUGGAUGGAAUCACACAGUGUUUGUAGUUUAAUCACCAGCCAUCACUGCAUUUAUGUGUUAAUGUGAUGUCUCCUCCAUGUAUAUUACAUUACAUCAUUUCAGCAUUUCUUAGCAUUAUAACUAAAACCCUGUCCACAACAAAACUAAGGAACAGCCAAUGGGUGUAUAAGUAAGAGUAAUAAGAUUUAUUUAUGCUACGUUAUGAAUAUGACAGCUCAUAAAUACUUAUAGAUGCCUUAAUAAGGCAUUCUCUUUCAGCAGAAGUUCAACAGAAACAGCUUGUUACACGAACACUGACUAUACUGGUCAGAAACUACAGUUGUUUAGGUUCUCUAGAGCAGCGUUUAGAGCUGUUCUCCCGCAAAACAAAUAUAAUGAAUGUAAGACUACAAUCAACAAAAACAGUUCCACGGGAUUUGCAUCUGAAUUCCUGUUAAACUCCUGUUAAAACCUUGUGAAAACAGAAGUAGGCCAGAUUCCAAGUUUUCACACUGUUUGAUUUAAGAUGUCCUUUUUGUUUGUUCUGUUUUGUGUUUACAGUUUUAUACAUCAUCUGAAGGUUUUAUUAAUGAAAAAAUGUACUGUACAGGUUCCACUGAUAAGCAAGAUACAAAUGUACACAUCGAUGAAUAAUUUUGUAUCUUUGUCAUUUUAAUACAUUAACAAUGUUGUGACUGAAAUGAAGAAAACUAUAUAAACAUUUCAUUUUCCUACAA
Molecule: messenger RNA, 11469 nt
Organism: Astyanax mexicanus (Mexican tetra)
Lineage: Eukaryota; Metazoa; Chordata; Actinopteri; Characiformes; Acestrorhamphidae
Gene: xkr6a
Product: XK, Kell blood group complex subunit-related family, member 6a
Exons: 3
Coding region: 13-1734 (573 amino acids)
Biological process (GO): apoptotic process involved in development; engulfment of apoptotic cell; phosphatidylserine exposure on apoptotic cell surface
Cellular component (GO): plasma membrane
Source: RefSeq, a predicted model, not a curated record